Molecule: messenger RNA, 1530 nt
Organism: Brassica rapa (field mustard)
Lineage: Eukaryota; Viridiplantae; Streptophyta; Magnoliopsida; Brassicales; Brassicaceae
Biological process (GO): signal transduction
Source: RefSeq, a predicted model, not a curated record
CUACUACGGAAGAAAAAUCAAAAGGAUGACUUUCCUAUUCAAAAUUCAAAGCCCAGAGAAAAUUUAAAAGGGUGGAACUUUUGUUUCUCCUCGGACGAUCUCGUCGUCGUCGUCGUCUUUGAUCGUCUCAAGGGAUCGGGUUCGAUCGUCUCAAAUUUCUCUGAGGACUUCUAAAAGGUUUAAAGUGAUUUGUUUCAAAGCGAUGCCUUCUCUUAUCUCACAACAAUGGCAGGAGAGAACUAGUGGAUUCUUUUCUUCCUCAGGAACGAAGCUUAGGGAAGCUAGGCAAUCUGCUGGUGCUUUUGUCGGGGAAGUGGCUAAGGAUGCGAAAGUGAAUGUUAGUGAUGUUGCUGAAAGAGUUGGGUCGUUGUUCAAAAGCAGGUGGGCGAUUCUUCAGCAGCCUGCAACUAGACACGCUGUGCAAGAACACCUCAUAACAGCUGCUGCCACAACUGGGACUUUGGUCAGGAAAGGUAUCACUGAGACUAAAGAAAAGGUUUCCGUUGGAAAGAUCAAAGUGGAAGAGGCGGCAAAAAAGACUGCACAGAAGAGCAAGACUCUUUUGACGGAUAUCGAAAGAUGGCAGAAGGGAGUUGCCAGCUCAGAUGUGUUUGGUGUUGCGAUUGAGGUCACUGUCCAGCGGCAAGAGUCGACCAGACCUAUUCCAAUAAUAAUGAUCAAGUGCGCAGACUAUCUCAUAUUAACAGGACUUAACUCACCGAACUUGUUCAAAACCGAAGGAGACAAAAAGCUGAUCCAGCAAUUGGUUUCUGCUUACAAUCAAGAUCCUAGCGCGUCAAUACCUGAAGGCGUGAAUCCAGUUGAUGUCGCUGCCCUCAUGAAAUACUAUCUCGCAAGCCUUCCAACACCACUAACAACUUUUGAGCUUUAUAAUGAAAUCAAAGAUGCAAGGUCAAGCGUUAACAGAAUGAGAAAGUCACUCCAAAAGCUUUCCAGUGUGAACUAUAAUACACUUGAGUUCGUAACUGCGUUGUUACUUCGUGUGAGCGAGAAAUCACAGCUCAACAAGAUGGAUUCACACAGCCUAGCUAUGGAGAUGGCUCCGGUGAUCAUGUGGCGAGAAGACAAGAGGCCUGAGUCUUAUAGGGAAUAUUGGAGACGCCCAUCGAGGAGUCCUAAGAAAAGCAACGACUUUGAAACUGCUACUCCAUGGGACUUACUCUCAGAUGAAGGAGAAGGUGUAGAUGCAUCUUCAUCAAUCUCUCUAGAUGAUAUUGUUCAAGUUGAUUUUGGUGCGGUCGAGGUUGUGCAGUGCCUGAUUGAACAUCAUAACGCGAUUUUCACGGAUGCAGACGAGACUGUAUGGAGGUGAAAACAACAGCUUGCCAGUCUUUCUCUAAUGGUCCCCAGAUUCAAGUCAGUGGUUUCUCAAUUUGUGGACCAAACGAGAAGAACAUAUGCAUUGUUGAUGUGGAUGAUGAUUAACUAGUGGUUUUAGUAAAUAAGCUUUGUUUCAUAUGGUUUUUGUGUAACAUUGUUUUGAUAAGUAAGAAUUCAAUUUUCUGAUUA